UUGAAGAUUGCUAACAAUACUGCAACUGUUGCCAUCAACCAGAAAGCUGUGCUGGACCUGCUGUACAAUGAUAAACCUUAACAAAUUCAUUCCUUAUUGGCUCUUCUUGUUUUCUUUUAAAGGAUACGUUAUUGCAGGAACUUCUAAAGAAAAUAUAAGUGUGCCUGUAUAUGGAGCCCUGGGGGACUCUGUGUAUCUGCAUUUCAAUACGACCUUGAACAGCAGCGUUGAGGUGCAAUGGAAGCAGGGACUCAAUCGCAUUGCUGUGUUUAAAAAUAGCAGAACUGUCCUCUAUGAUUCUUAUGUAAACAGGGCUGAGAUUUUUGCUAUUGCCACUCUCAGACUGGACAGGACUCAGAAAAGUGAUACAGGAAAUUAUUGUGUGGAGGUAUUUGAUAUUACUGGAUGUAAUAUACUUAAUGGAUGCAUCCAGCUGUAUAUCCAAGAGGCUGUCUCCCAGCCUGUGAUACACUCCACAUGUCUGUCCCAUGGGAAGAUGCUGCUGGUCUGCACAGUGGAUAAAGGAGAUAAUGCUUCAUUUAACUGGAGUUUAGAUGGAGUGCCGCUGAAUACCAGCCUUGCUUAUUUCAGUGAUAAAGAACAUGUAGUAAUAUUGAAGAAGCAUUUCUCUGGUAAUCUGAUCUGCAUUGUUACAAACCAAGUCAGUGAAAAGCACAGUGACUCUGUGAACUUAAACUGCUCAGGCAAGGAUAAAGCGAUUCAAGUGAGAUUAGUUUAUGGUUUCCUUGCCUUUGUGAUCCUCACCAUCUUCCCUAUAACUCUUCACUGCAAUUCCUGGAAAUCAAAUAGUAAAGGAAAACAGAGUGAGGAAUAACUUUACAAUACUUUAUUCUAUUUCAAUGCAUUUCAUAAUAUUUGAGUAUCAUGCAUAUCCCCCAUCAUUACUCAA
This is a messenger RNA of Acipenser ruthenus (sterlet), 910 nucleotides long. RefSeq names its product T-cell surface antigen CD2-like. NCBI's taxonomy places the organism in Eukaryota, Metazoa, Chordata, Actinopteri, Acipenseriformes, Acipenseridae. The record is from RefSeq and is a predicted model, not a curated record. The transcript has 4 exons. The coding region runs from base 68 to 835 and encodes 255 amino acids.